Messenger RNA from Penicillium egyptiacum, 1599 nucleotides. The record is from the annotation of a GenBank genome assembly. Lineage: Eukaryota; Fungi; Ascomycota; Eurotiomycetes; Eurotiales; Aspergillaceae.
AUGAUCCAAGUAUUUGGUGGUGGACUCAGCGACUUGGAUAACCACCAGAUAACAAUUGAUAUCUGUUCAGAUCUGCUAAAGUAUGGAGGCUAUAUGACUCGGUCAGCCCUUGAUUGGAGACACCAAGAAAAUUGGUUCAACCCUGCUUAUCAUGCUCAUCGAGUGGAUGGACGUAGAGUUGAUAAUCUGUUCGAAGAUUUUACCUUUCGCCUCGUUUGGAAAAUUGCUGAUGAGAAGGGACUUCAAGACAUUGAUGUCCCAGAAGAGCUACAGCCUCUUGCGUACAGAUCAAAAAAACUUCUGGCCGCGAAGUUGAGAAGAGACAAUGACGUCUAUCGCUGGAUCAAAUCUUAUACUCGGUGGCCGCCUGGUCUUGCCUUACUUCUUCAAUCCGAUCAUGCAUCAAUUGAUGGUGCACUCACUGCCGCAUGUGAAGCGAACUGCGAGGAAAGCGUUAGACUAUUGAUCAAUGAUCACAGGUGCUUUAUCGGAAAAGAGGAUCUGGAACUCGCUAGUUUCCAUCCCAAUCCAGCUAUUGUGGAUCUAAUAGUUAACGCAUUCAUUGAUCGCAGAAAGCGGUUACAGGCUCUAGCGGUGGCACACUUGCCAAGAGAAGUUAUAGAUCAGUUGAACAUCAGAUCUGAUACCCUCCUAAACGUGCAUGCUUAUGAAGCAUACACACUACUUUCAGCCGCUUCCGUGGAUCUGGAAAAUCUCUUGGAGCGUCAUACGUGGUCAGCCUUUGACUGUUUUGGGAUCAAUCUCGAACUGGCAAGCCGGCUAUACGACGCCGGCUUCAGAGUCACAGAUAACAAAACGUGUCUGACAAAUUUGUGGCGAGCCACGCCACCUUGUACACUGGAAGAAUUCCUCCAAAAGGCUCACUGGCUCAUCCUCAAGGGUGCUGACGUCCAUCACCAAGGUCCAUCUGGGUCCGCUUUGCAUACUCUGGGGAAAUGUGUUGGAUCUAUUUUACAAUGGUUACAACCGAACGAUCAAGAGGAGGACUAUCAUUUAGAGAUUCAAUCUCUGAGCGAUAGCUCGAAGGCUUUGUUAAAGAUUAUUUUUUUGGACAAUACUCGAGAUAAAUGCGAGUGUGCAUGCUCCCUGACCGGAUGCUCUCCACUCACGGCCCUUUUGGGCGGGCUUUUCCCUACAAGGAUCCGCGGUGACAGCAGGAAAAUGGUUCGGAUACUCGCAGAUUUAUUGAGCGUUGUGCUCGAUGACUUCGACGCUAUAUCUCUCGAGCGCUAUAAAAACCACUUGGGUGCAGGCAUACUUCGUUUCAUCACAUUUUGGAGCCUGGAUCUCACUCAUACUUGCUUGCAUGAGUAUAGAGAAAUCAAGCCGGAGGAGAUAAGAGAGAUCCACGAUGAAGAGAAAUCAUUGAUACUGGAUCUCGUGAGCCUAUUGAAACAAUUCUCCGAGGAAUUCGAGGAGCACAACUUGCAACUUCCGAGUUUCAUAGCCGGCCCGUGGCGAACCCACAUGGAUUCAUUCCUAUCAUCGUACAGACCCCACAGCAUACAGGAGAUCAGUCAAAUUCUAGAGACAGGAGUCAUUAUUGAUGAGCAAAUUGACCAGCACCAUCGCCCUUGA